Messenger RNA from Colletotrichum scovillei, 1995 nucleotides. RefSeq lists its product as uncharacterized. The coding region runs from base 1 to 1995 and encodes 664 amino acids. Gene Ontology annotation, biological process: carbohydrate metabolic process. The record is from RefSeq and is a predicted model, not a curated record. Lineage: Eukaryota; Fungi; Ascomycota; Sordariomycetes; Glomerellales; Glomerellaceae. The transcript has 3 exons.
AUGCCAGCCUUCACCGUCCUGAGCGGCGGCAUACAGACACGCCGCGCCCGCGUCGUGUUCAUCGCCCUUCUCAUCAUCAUCUUUGUGCUCUUCCUGAACAACUCUGCGCGAUCAGCAGCAGCCGGCGUAAGCAAUGGCAAAACCACCACCACCACCGGCGGUGAUGCCGGCAAGCAACCCCUCGGAAACCAGGACAAGGACAAGGAACUACCAGUAGCACACGGCGAACCCGAUACUGCCGCAGACAAGCUCAAGGCCGAUGCGGAGGGCCAAGACUCAUACCGCAACAAGGACGAGGAGCUGGCCAAGCAGCCGCCUACGGACGCCGGCCGACCCAGUGAUCCGAAACCCAGCGCUCCCGCAUCGUCGCCGAUGCCGCCGACACCGCCGCCGGCAGCGGACUGUGAGUCCUUCGAGAACUGGAUGCGCUCGAAGCCCGGCCCGUUGUCCGAAGGCAAGCGCAAGUUCCCGCUCAACCGGCCCCGGCCGGAAUGUCGCACAUUCCGCCUCCCCGCCAUGGACAACCUCAUCACCCGCAUGAAGGGCGUCAUCAAGGACCCGGACCUGUACCGCCUCUUUGAGAAUGCGUACCCCAUGACGCUUGACAGCAUGGUCAAGUGGCGGGGGUACGCCAACGAGACUGACAAGGCCACGGGCACGUCUAAGGCGACAGACCAGGAGCUCACCUAUGUCAUCACCGGCGACAUUGACGCCCUCUGGCUGCGCGACUCGGCUGAGCAGAUUAGCCCUUACCUGCCCCUGCUCGAGGCCUCGCGGGACCCAAACUCCCUCGCCAGCCUCUGGCGCGGCCUCAUCAACGCUCACUCGCGCUACAUCAUCAUCUCGCCCGGUAUCCCGCCGACGCACAACGGCGCGUACGUACACAACCAUCCCAUGCCGGCGUACGACCCGGAGAAGGUGUUUGACUGUAAGUGGGAGCUUGACUCGCUGGCUUCGUUUCUGAAAAUGUCCGUCUCGUACGCGGAGAAGACGGGCGAUUGGCAGCACUUCAAUAAGUACCACUGGAUCGACGCCGUAGAGGCUGCCGUCAACGCCGCGGGCGCGAUGCGGCUGGGCACCUACUCGCCCGAGGGAAAGGUGGAAAAGUCGGCGUGGACGUUUACGGGGUGGACGAACCGCGGUAGCGAGACGCUGACCAACGAUGGACUGGGGAACCCGAUCAAGGAGAACGGCAUGAUUCGCACUGCGUUCCGCCCUUCGGACGACGCCUGUAUCUUCCAGUUCUUGGUACCGGCCAACAUGAUGUGGGCAAAGUACCUCGAGUCGGCGUCUGAGAUCAUGGCUAAGCUGGACGGCGAAAAGGCCAAGAACCUCACACUUGAGAUGCGCGCGCAGGCCUUUGGGAUCCGGCAGGGUAUCGAAAAGGAUGCCAUUGUGCACCGGCCUGGGUUCGGUGACAUUUUCGCGUAUGAGGUGGACGGCUACGGUGGCGCGAACCUGAUGGACGACGCCAAUGUGCCGUCUCUCCUGGCUAUGCCGCUCUGGAACUUUACGCACUCCAAGUUCAAGUACCCCGACCCGCCAAAGGGCGAGAAGCUGCACGACUACACCGAGGUCUACCGCAACACGCGCAAGUACGUUCUCAGCGACGCGAACUCGUACUACAUGAAGGGCCCCAUCAUCUCCGCUGUUGGCGGGCCACACGUUGGGCCGGGCAAAGCGUGGCCCAUGGCGGCUGUAAUUGCUGCGAUUACUGCAUACGAUCCCAUCUCUGGUAGCAAGGACCCGGAGAAGGAUGUCGAGGAACAGUUGCGGAUGGUGCUGGAUUCGACGGCCGGCUCUGGCGUUUUGCACGAGAGCGUCAACAGCUGGAACGACAACGACUGGACGCGUGCGUGGUUCGGGUGGGCGAAUGGGUUGUUUGGGGAGUUGGUGUUGAAGAUGGAAGAGGAGGAAAAGAAGAAGGGCGGCAGUGGUGGGUUAUUGGGCAAGAGUUGGCAGGGUUCUUCGGGAGCUGCCCCCGCUGCGCCGUAG